Aphis gossypii (cotton aphid) is the source of this 1254-nucleotide messenger RNA. RefSeq lists its product as uncharacterized. The transcript has 7 exons. The record is from RefSeq and is a predicted model, not a curated record. Lineage: Eukaryota; Metazoa; Arthropoda; Insecta; Hemiptera; Aphididae. The coding region runs from base 211 to 1254 and encodes 347 amino acids.
UCACAUAUACAAGAAGAAGAUUAUGAACAUGCAAAAACUGUUUGGAGUCACUUUGGAUGCAAGACUUUGGGUGAAUACAGUGAUCUAUAUCUGAAAAUUGAUGUUUUAUUGUUGGCUGACGUGUUUGAGAACUUCAGAGACCUAUGUUUAACCACAUACUGUUUGGACCCAUCUUUUUACUAUACAGCACCAGGAUUCUCCUUUGAUUGUAUGUUAAAAUAUACCAGAGUCAAAUUAGAGUUACUCACAGAGUAUGAUAUGCUGUUGAUGAUUGAAAAGGGAAUUCGAGGUGGUUUGACACAAGCAAGUAUGAGGUAUGCUAAAGCUAAUAAUGAAAAGACCCCAGAUUAUGAUCCAACAAAGCCCAAAUCAUGGUUAAUUUAUCAAGAUUGUAAUAAUCUGUACGGUUGGGCAAUGUCACAACACAUGCCCUAUGGUGGUUUUAAGUGGGUUGAACCUAAACUAGAAGGGCUGAAUGAUUUGAACGAUACAUCACCCAUCGGACGGAUAUAUGAAGUUGACAUUACUUAUCCAAAAGAACUCCACGAUAAACACAACGACUUUCCUUUCUUACCACAAAAUGGUAUCCCAGCUGGUUCAAAAGUUAAAAAACUCAUGGCAACACUUCAGUCGAAAAAAAACUAUAUUAUACAUUACCGAAACCUUCAGCAAGCUAUAGCCAAUGGACUCAUAGUUGAAAAAGUUCAUAGAGUAGUUCAGUUUAAUCAAUCACCAUGGCUGGCUCCAUACAUAGCACUAAACACAGAGAUGCGAAAAAAAGCAGCAAAUGACUUUGAGAAAGACUUUUUCAAACUUUUAAAUAAUGCGGUUUUUGGGAAAACCAUGGAGUCUAUGCGGAAAAGAAUAAAAAUGGAACUGGUGUCUAGUGAUCGUCGUUUACAAAAACUGAUAAAUCAGUCAACAUUCAAACACUGUACCACAUACAAUGAAACUCUAAAUGCAGUUGCAUUAGAAAACAAAAUCAUUGAUUUUUGUAAACCUAUUUAUAUAGGUUUUGCAGUGCUGGAAAUUUCCAAGUAUUUAAUGUAUGACUAUCACUAUAACGUAAUGCAGAAACAUUAUGAUGAUAAAAUUGAGCUCAUGUAUACAGAUACAGGAAUUAAUUCAUUGGAUUUAAGUCUUAUGAAAGAUAACAACAAGGUAAAUUUUCUUCAUCACAUAUUUGAUCCAGUCGAGGACAACCCAAGUCUUCAAUGUGAUGACUGCAACGUGUGGUAUAUACUCUAUAAGUAG